Molecule: messenger RNA, 816 nt
Organism: Nomascus leucogenys (northern white-cheeked gibbon)
Lineage: Eukaryota; Metazoa; Chordata; Mammalia; Primates; Hylobatidae
Product: ribosome-recycling factor, mitochondrial-like
Biological process (GO): translation
Cellular component (GO): mitochondrion
Molecular function (GO): ribosomal large subunit binding
Source: RefSeq, a predicted model, not a curated record
UUCCAAGGAUUGUCUUCAGUCAUGGCCUUGGGAUUAAAGUGUUCCCACAUGGUCCACCCUGCCUUUCGCAAUUAUCUUGCAGCCUCUAUCAGACCCGUUUCAGAAGUUACACUGAAGACAGUGCAUGAAAGACAACAUGGCCAUAGGCAAUGCGUGGCCUAUUCAGCUGUACCAGUCCACCAUUUUGCUACCAAGAAAGCCAAAGCCAAAGCCAAAGGGAAAGGAAAGUCCCAAACCAGAGUGAAUAUUAGUGCUGCCUUGGUUGAGGACAUAAUCAACUUGGAAGAGGUGAAUGAAGAAAUGAAGUCUGUGAUAGAAGCACUCAAGGAUAAUUUCAAUAAGACUCUCAAUAUAAGGACCUCACCAGGAUCCCUUGACAAGAUUGCUGUGGUAACUGCUGAUGGGAAACUUGCUUUAAACCAGAUUAGCCAGAUCUCCAUGAAGUCGCCACAGCUGAUUUUGGUGAAUAUGGCCAGUUCCCCAGAGUGUACAGCUGCAGCUAUCAAGGCUAUAAGAGAAAGUGGAAUGAAUCUGAACCCAGAAGUGGAAGGGGCGCUAAUUCGGGUACCCAUUCCCCAAGUAAUCAGAGAGCACAGAGAAAUGCUGGUGAAACUGGCCAAACAGAACACCAACAAGGCCAAAUACUCUUUACGGAAGGUUUGCACCAACGCAGUGAACAAGCUGAAGAAAUCCAAGGAUACGGUCUCGGAGGACACCAUUAGGCUAAUAGAGAAACAGAUCAGCCAAAUGGCUGAUGACACAGUGGCAGAACUGGACAGGCAUCUGGCAGUGAAGACCAAAGAACUCCUUGGAUGA